AUGGCCUUGAACAAUUCUACUCGCUGCAGCGUCUCCGAUAAUGAUAUCAAGUUCUACCAAGAAAAGGGAUAUCUUCGUUUAUCUCUACAGGAACACGGCUUGUUUCAAGACCUGACCGAGUUGCAGCAGUCAGUAGCUGACAUUUUCCAAUGGGGCCUAGACAAGGGGAAAUGGCGGCACUACUACGAAACGACUGACGGGAAGCACAUACUCUGGGGUACCGAGAAGAUCAUGGAGUAUUCAACACUAAUGCAGAAUCUGAUCGCGGGCGACCGAACCCUGUCACUUCUCGAGGCGCUGACGGGCCGAGACAUGGUCGUCUUGAAGGAUGAGAUCGGGUGGAAGUUGCCGGGUGGGAAGGGCGCGGCGCCUCACCUCGAUCGGCCCGCCUACUCUCAGUUCGCGCCCGAGUUUGUCGAGAUGAUGGUCGCCGUCGACGCCCACACGGGACAAAACGGGUGCUUAGAGUUCGUCCCGGGCUCUCACAACGAGGCCGUGCCCAUCUCGGCGGACGGCCGCAUCGAGCAGACUUGGCUCAAGGGCAGGGAGUUCGUUCCCAUGCUUCUAGACGCCGGAGAUAUCCUCGUAUUUAACGAGAGCAUGGCGCAUCGGCUGGCGCCCAACGCCUCCGAUAAGAGACGCGCGGCGGUCUUUGGCACAUACCACUUCGAUCCGUCCCAGGCCUAUCUGCGCGACGAAUUAUAUGCGCAUAGGCUUGUUCACAGUCCCCCGGAAAACGGUAAGGCGUUCAAGGAUCCUUUUCCCGAUGAGAUAAGAACAUUAUUAAGCCAAUGGCCUGGAGGCUGGAGCUGA
This is a messenger RNA of Daldinia vernicosa, 813 nucleotides long. RefSeq lists its product as uncharacterized. The transcript has a single exon. The coding region runs from base 1 to 813 and encodes 270 amino acids. NCBI's taxonomy places the organism in Eukaryota, Fungi, Ascomycota, Sordariomycetes, Xylariales, Hypoxylaceae. The record is from RefSeq and is a predicted model, not a curated record.